Messenger RNA from Dermacentor silvarum, 3561 nucleotides. RefSeq lists its product as uncharacterized. Bases 40 to 657 code for a protein of 205 amino acids. Lineage: Eukaryota; Metazoa; Arthropoda; Arachnida; Ixodida; Ixodidae. The transcript has 5 exons. The record is from RefSeq and is a predicted model, not a curated record.
CAUUUCAGAAACCAAGUCCUUUGUAUGCAAUUCUGACCAAUGAGAUUAUCCUGUAAUGCUAAUUUAUUACAUUUAUGCUUUCCAGGUCAACCAGUGGAAGUGGAGAAGCCACAAAGCGCACCUACUGAACAUGGCAGUGACCAGUAUGUACUCCAGCAUAUGCUGCGUCUCCUCAACACUAUACGCUUUAUGCUACAGCAACAAGCAGAGAGUAUCAACAAACUUUGUGAAAUGCUACCAUCCGCAGCAGUGACAACAUGCACACCACUAGUCAAUCAACCGUUCAAUUGCCUGCAAGAGCUGCUUGAUUUUGAUGCAAAGCUGACACGUGAAACCACCAGUACUUUGGUUCGUGAAUUUAUGCAGCUUGGCGGGAAAGACGCAAACUGGGCGACGAAAAGAAUUCUUGGAUACUGUUUGACUGACGAGCUUGCUGCACAAUUUUCUUGGCUUGGUCGGAAGGGGAAGCAUAGCUUUUCAGCCCUAAAUAUUGCCAAAGCAGUAGCAGAUGCUGCACGCAAAGCUCCAAAAGGCACUGCAGCAGAUGUUGAAGAGGCUAUUAAGUCAUGGUUACGCCACGCACCGGAGCGCCUCCUUGCGAAGGCGCCUAAGACGCCUGAGCACUGGGAACCACAGCAGACAUCAGAUUCCAACUGAGUGAAGGGGUUUGCCCAACUCUAGCUCCAUCUUCCUCUCCGAGAAAGCCUCUACAGGUUGCCGCUUUAGUUUGGUGCCGCCAACUUCUAGACACCUCUGUACAACUGACUGGCAGAAGUUUGACGUUCUGUUGUGUUUUGUAUUUAUUAAUAACUGCUGAUGAGCUCUAGGUCCCAUACCUUUAUUUUUCUAAGAACUGAUGUGCACUCCUACUGCUGGGAUGUGGUAUGUUUUUUCAGCCACUUGUCCAGCACUUUUUUCAUCUGAGGGGCAUUUGGCCCAUUUAUAGCUUACUGGAAGUAAUGGUGUCUUAGUGUUUUUACUGGCAGUUUCACUAUCUGCUUUUUACCUAAUUGUUAGUGACUUGAGCAAAAUUCUGUGGUUGGUUAGAUAUACUAAAGCUAUUGCCGAAGGCAACAAAGGGACAGGGCUGGAGCGAGAAAACAAAACACCGAGCGCUCAAUGUGGUGUUUUGUUUUCUCACUCCAGUCCUGUCCCUUCGUUUUGCACAAUAGUUUUAGUAUGAGAUAUAUACCCUUGCCAUGCUAAGCACAUAAGUAUGAAACAGUCACAUUGGUGUUGUUGACAAAGCUUGAAAUUCAUCAGAAGCCUCCCACUUACUCAAAUUGUAAAGCCAUAGUUAAUUCUUGUUCGGUUUCACUGCUAUGGCACUUUUGAUGUAUCUUUUUUUUCUGCAGUUCGGUAAUUUAGGCAUAUCUGUAUUUUCAACAGUUCUGGUAGAGGCUGACCAUGGUAUGUUUGCUUCUUUUACUUUUAAGUUGUGUGUCAGUGUCGGAAUGUUUUCAGCUUUUAGAAUUCAUGUUUUCCUUUUGUGUGUGCAGAUCAAGGAGCCAGCACACUUCUAGUUCUGUAAUCAUGUAUGUGCAAAAGUACAAAGCAUUCAGGUUUCUUAUUAAGUUUCUUUUUUCGUAUGUUAGGUACCUCUGCAUUUUCAGCAAUUCAGUAGAAGUUGACCACAAUAUGUUUCUUUAAUUUUUAACUUAUGUCUCAGUGUCAAAAUAUUUGAGGCCAUGUGCUUUUUUUGUCAUCAACUGUGCCUUUUAGGUUUAUGCAGCUUUUAUGCUUCCUGUUUGUCAUUUGUGCUUGCAGAGCAAGUGACUGGUAUGAGCAAAACUACAGUCAGCAUUCAGGUUGCUUGUUAAGCUAUUUUAAGGAGGGUAAUUUGUCAUUUCUUUUUCUGUCUAAUCUUUGUUACAAUAAACGAAUGUAUCAUAGCUUACAUUGCCAAAAUUUGGCCGAAAUUCACGGCUUGUGCAAUCUGUCAACUGAAGUACCGUCUGUGCCCUUACUAGUAUUGUAUUAUUUUGUGUAUUGUUCCCUAUUGUAGUGUUUAUUUCCAGUUCUUGUGAAAGCAUUCAAUUUGUUUUUCAUCUGCAACCAGCCCAAUUGUGCGGGUUCCUCUCAAAGUGUAUUGAAACUACUGCAUUUUUACAAAAAACAAACACGUGAAAUGAUGCUACACAGGUACAAAUUAACUGCCCCCGGAUGCUUCCAAGAAUACUCAAAAUACUGAUGUCAUCAAUAUAAGUCAAAUCAACGGUUGCUGCUUGCCAUAUAGUUGCACAUUGUACUUUUUAGAUGUUUAAAUUAAGCUUUUCAUAUAAGUUCAGCGACUGAUGCUUCAUUAAAAAUUUCCUGAACAUGACAGAGAAGCAAGAAUCAGUAUAUUACUCAUUAGCCAACUUUGUAACCUCAGGAGCUAACUUUUCAAUGUUUUUGCUCCAGCUUAGUAAACUAGUUUGGUUUCUGGACAUAGUAUAGCAUUCUGUAUUCCCUGCUUCAGGCUUGCCUUAAAAAAAUCUGAAUGCAAAGCCAACCAUAAGGAGUUAUUCGAUGUUUUCGUGUUGUUCGGUCAUAAUGUACACUUAAUCUUUGCUAAGUUAUCAAGUGACAACACAAGUGCUUGUGGUGGUAAUGCAUCUCGAUUCUAUUCUUGUACAGCAUUUCAUGACUUAUCAAAAGUCCGAGUAACAGGUUGCGCAGCUAGUUCGCACUUAGUGACCUUGUUGGAAUAUGUUAAAUACCCUAGUGCUCACAUGUACGUUGUCAUCUAGUCAAAACAUUUAAGUUAGUGCUGAUACAUAUUUGUGAUAUGACAAUAAUCUCAUCUUUUUGUUUGUAUAAUGUUCAGCUGUAUCUGCAGUAUACAAGUGCUACAGCUAGUGGUAGACAAAUAUACUACGUGCACAUGUUCUUUGAGAUGUAGUCUUGUCAGGUAUGGUUGACACUUAAACGGACUGAUUUUUGUAAUAUUUUGGAUGUAGUGUGGCUAGUCUUUGCCGGUUUUGCUUUAGUGCUGUGAAGAUGUCAUGGCUGUACAGUACCAUUUUGAUGGAAGUUCCUAUUCUUUAAUAUAAGAAACAUGUGUGUAGCUUUCUGUGAUAGCAAAGCAAGCUACUGCUCUGAUUGUCAUUGUGCAUAUGAUAUUGUUCUUAACUGAAAUCAUUUUACAGAUAUUGUGUUAAUAAAGUUUGUAUUCAUGUUACAAAACGUCUACCAAUUCAAUGUAGGUUCCCAGAUUUAAAAUUAAAAAGCUGGGACAUCAGUGUACUGUGAUAACUAAGUUAACUGAAGUAAUUAUUGAGGUUGAUGGUGAUCGUCAUUGUGUAUGUAAUUUCGUGUCAAGAAAGUGUUUGUUCAUAUUAGAAAAGUGCAUUGCAAUGAAAAAAAUAUAUAUAUAGAUCACUGCCUCAUAUACUGUGACACUUUUUUUUGCCUGUAAUAUCUUAGUUGCAACAUAUGUAAAUUGUAAGAGAAGCCAGCCAAAUGAAUGCUGCAACAGUAUUAAUCCAGGCAGGUACAAAAGGGUGCAAUAUGGUGUGGUGCAAACUAUACAGAGGGUGUUUCAUUUUAGCUGCACCAAGUUUUUAAAAAUUGCCUGUG